AUGUCGUCUGACACAAUGUCGGACUACUCCCACGAUGACGAGCACGAUCCCCAAACAGAUGAGCUCCGCGAGACCGCCUUGGUGACGCUGGAGGCAUUGAUCAGCUCCUGCAGCUCUCAGAUGCAAAAGUACCUCCCAAAUACCAUAAAUUCCGCCUUACGAUAUUUAAAGUACGACCCCAAUGUUGCCGAUAACGAAGAAGACGAGGAAAUGGGCGGUACACAGGACGACGGAUCCGACGACGACGCUACGGAGGAGCCUGACAUGGACGAUGACGAAUUUGAGGAUUUUGAGGAAGAAGGAGGCUACAGUGACAUAGAUGAUAUGAGCUGGAAGGUCCGUCGAUGUGCCGCGAAGCUUCUGUACGCUGUUAUUUCCACCUAUGCACGAGGUCGUGCCUUGGAUGAUGCAUCCUUGUAUCAACAGAUAGCGCCUGCUGUUGUCACUCGCUUCAACAAAGAGAGGGAAGAAAGCGUCAAGCUCGAGCUGGUCUCUACAAUGGACGCCCUUGUACGUAAAACUGGAGAAGGCUCGAUGAUAAUAACUUCCAAUGGAUUUUUGGAAUCUGUUGGAAGUGGAUCCAAGAUCUCCAGAAAGAGGCGACGUCAAGACAGUGAUGCGAGCAUGAUCGACUUUGAACCCAGCAUUGGUACUACGUCCGCUGCAGGCACCCCACUGGCCGCCCCGUCGUCUCCAAAAUCGGGUCCGCAGUCAGAAUUAGCAAAUGCCUUACCUGUUAUCAUUCGGAGUCUGGUCAAGAUGUGGAAGCAGGCGUCUAUCCCGUUGAAACAGGCCAUUAUUGUCCUGCUCAAGAGCUUGGCGCUUGUUCGUUAUGGUGGGCUCGCAGACCACCUCCAGCAGAUUGAAGAUCCGAUUGCGGAUGUGCUCAAAUCUUCGUUGUCCGGCGGUUCCUCCGUGUCCGUUGGAGUUUCUGCGAGUGCAGGCACACUGCAGAUCGAAACUCUCGGCCUCAUUUCUGCGGUUUCCGAAACACAUACUUCUGAUGCUCUUCUUCCGUUCCUAAUCGCGUUGAUUCCCGGUGUCAUAGGGGCAGUCAAUGAUAGGAACUACAAGGUGAGCAGUGAGGCACUCGCGGCAGUAGAGCAAAUUGUAAAGGCGCUCACUCCACCUCGGGUUGUCACUGCUUCACCAGACCUUGUUUCACAGCUGGAAAAAUUAUAUGAUGUCAGCCAUAAUCGCAUCACUGAUACGAGCGCUGACCUUGAGGUUCGACAGCGAGCCAUCCACGUUCUUGGUGUCCUUCUUGCCCGAACAUCAGGCGAACAAGGCUCGUCAUUCCUCUCAUCGCAGUACCGACCCAAAGGACUCGCAACUUUAGUCGACCGCCUAAAGAAUGAAACCACACGACUCUCCGCCGUUCGUGCAAUCGACGACGUGGCUGUGCUUUGCUCUCGGAAGGAGGAUGUGGAUUCUACCUGGGUGCGCGAAGUGACCGCUGAACUUGGGGCACAGCUGCGCAAAUCGGAUCGCGUCCUCCGCAGCGCCAGCUUGGAGACUCUCCGUAGCCUCUCGAUGAAUUUCAAUACAAGAGCUCAUUAUGAUGACAACACCAUGAAAGGCCUUGAAGACAACCUUAUCCCCCUCAUCAGUGUGGAUGAUUUCCAUUUACUAGCUCCAUCGCUUAUCAUUGUGGCAAAACUUGUCCCGGGAAAUGCGCAGCUUCUUGUCAGCGAUGCCCUGGUGUCGGCAAUUUGCUCCAUAGUUCGCACAUCGCUCGCUGGAACUGUCCUAAAAGCCUUGCUAUUGCUCGUUAAGGUCAUAGGAGAGGAGGAAAUUGGGUCGACUCUGAUGCAUAAUCUUUUACAGGUUGUUGGUGUCAAUGGGGAUACGUCUGUUGUCGGGCGAGCCAUCGGCACGCUUUUGGUCCAUGGCGGUUCAAAAGUAGGUGUACGGAUGGAGGACUUCUUAUCUGAGUUGCAGAAGACACAAGAUUCUCAGCGUCAAUGUCUGUCCCUCGCUAUCUUGGGCGAAUCUGCUCUUCGAAUGAGCACCAGCUGCUCGUUGACUCCUGAGGUGUUCAUACCUCAUUUCAGCUCGAAAUCCGAGAAUGUUCGCAUGGCUUCAGCCACUGCGCUAGGAAACGCAGCAGCCGGCAAUGUCAAAGCUUAUCUUCCAACCAUUUUGAGCGGCCUGGAAAAGUCCGAUCCUCAAAGCUACCUUCUUCUACACUCCGUAAAGGAGUUACUUCAGCAUCCUGAGAUGAUCAGGCAGGACCUGGCACCUUCUGCCUUGAACCUCUGGCAAGCUUUGCUCGUCGUAUCCAAGGAAGAAGAUAAUCGUGCAGUCGGCGCUGAAUGUGUUGGGCGAUUGGCUUUGCUCGACCCUCCUGCUUACAUCCCGCAGUUCCAAGAAUACCUCUCGAGCGGGGAUGCGGGGAUCCGUAGCAUUGUGAUAUCUGCAUUCCGCUACACCCUUUCCGACUCUCGGGAUACCUUCAAUGACGUCCUAAGGCCUCUGAUUGUGCCACUCCUAGUCAACAUGCUCAGCGAGCGCGAUUUAGGAAACCACCGUCUCGCGCUGACAACUCUCAACUCCGCUAUUCACAACAAACUAGCGCUCAUUCUCCCUCACCUAGGCGAGCUCCUCCCUGCUGUUCUCGGGGACACGCAAAUCAAGCCAGAACUUAUUAGAGAGGUUCAAAUGGGUCCAUUCAAGCACAAGGUCGAUGAUGGACUCGAAUUGCGUAAGACUGCAUACGAGACUAUCUAUGCAUCUCUCGACACUUCUUUUUCUCUCUCACACCUCUCCGAAGUCUACGGCCGCAUCCUCGCCGGAAUAGAUGACGAGCAAGACAUCCGCACAAUCUCCAACCUCAUGACCUCAAAACUCAUCACCCUUGCUCCAGAAGAAACCCAGAGACAGCUAGAUACGCUCUCCGAGCACUACACGACCGUACUAUCCUUCAAGCCUAAGGACAAUGCCGUGAAGCAGGAAAUCGAGAAGGCGCAGGAGGCGUCGACGGGUGUUCUUAAGAUUACACGCGAAUUAUCCAAGGCGUUCCCCGGUGCGGAGGCGUCUGGUGAUCAUCAAAAGUGGAAAACUUAUAUGGAGUGGGUUCGUGGGCAGUUUAGCACCCAAUUGAGUAACCUGGAACACGAGUUUUAG
Messenger RNA from Aspergillus puulaauensis, 3126 nucleotides. It is a transcript of the gene canA, whose product is annotated as putative cullin binding protein CanA. The transcript has 3 exons. The record is from RefSeq and is a predicted model, not a curated record. Gene Ontology annotation, cellular component: nucleus. The coding region runs from base 1 to 3126 and encodes 1041 amino acids. Lineage: Eukaryota; Fungi; Ascomycota; Eurotiomycetes; Eurotiales; Aspergillaceae. Gene Ontology annotation, biological process: protein ubiquitination; SCF complex assembly.